AUGCGGCCGGGAUGUGAUUGGCGCUUGCUUUCGACCAUCAGCUCAACUCUUACCCUACCUCACCUCUUCUUCGAUAUGCCUGCCGCACGUAUAAAGCGCAAGAGCACCCUCAAACGGUCUCGCAGCUCUUCAGACGAGAGCGACCUCGAAUCACCCCGUAAAAAGCAAUGCAAGGACGCCUACCCCAAGUUCCCUGCGCUAGCCGUCAACUUCGAAAAGAUGCUGGAGCGUCUCUCAGACGAGAAAGUCCCGGUGAACUACCUGACGGUACGGGCGUUGAGGGGCCUCGCGACAGAACGCGAGUGUGCCACGAUGGUACAGGCCAUCGUCAACCGUGCCAAGAGACGCGUGGAACACAAGUUUCAAGGUCUUCGGGACCAAAAGAAGCUCCUGGAGUGCGAGCUCUUCGACGAAUGGUUACGAGAAUGUGACUUCGUCUUGAAAGCUGUCGUGAACAUCCUACGCGCUCCGGUGCAAACUGCCAUCGGAAAGACGCUGUUCAUGAUUCUGUACCAUUUGUUCGAGCUCUACGUCACCGCUGUCGACGCGCAGCAAGACGGGUGGUCGUCGAAAGACCGCUAUUCGUGGGUCAUGUCGUUCGUGCAAGAAGCCAACGAUUCCUCGACGGACGGUCGCUCCGACGCGGCGGUCAUCAGCGCCGAGGCGCGGUUAAACCGAUACGAUAUUGUGAUGGUGCGCGCGCUGCAGCGCUACCGGGCGGAUUGCAUGGAUCCCGAGUGCCUCGCUGCGUCUAUGGAGAGGAUGGAGAAUGAUCUGGACAGGAGCUGCUGUUUGCUCAGUGAACAGACUGGGUUUGGUGAUGCCGACGAGAUGAGUCAAGGUCUGCUGAAGCGGACAAGGGAUGCGAUGGUUGCAUGGAAUGACGAGGGCUACAUUGACGGCGACUGCGAGAGCAGUGGAGUGGAGGAGGCUCGAGGUUUUGAUUGGCAUCUACCGUACAUGUGUACAACUUCGAAUGUAUUAUACCGGUGUACAACUUGCUGA
Messenger RNA from Mycena citricolor, 1005 nucleotides. The record is from the annotation of a GenBank genome assembly. NCBI's taxonomy places the organism in Eukaryota, Fungi, Basidiomycota, Agaricomycetes, Agaricales, Mycenaceae.